Messenger RNA from Theobroma cacao (cacao), 3131 nucleotides. RefSeq names its product RAP domain-containing protein (gene RAP). NCBI's taxonomy places the organism in Eukaryota, Viridiplantae, Streptophyta, Magnoliopsida, Malvales, Malvaceae. Gene Ontology annotation, cellular component: ribonucleoprotein granule; chloroplast; mitochondrial matrix. Gene Ontology annotation, molecular function: RNA binding. The record is from RefSeq and is a predicted model, not a curated record. Gene Ontology annotation, biological process: chloroplast rRNA processing; regulation of mitochondrial mRNA stability; mitochondrial RNA processing.
CCGCCUGUUUUCAUUUUUUCCAAGUUUUUUCCCUUAUCCCCAUCCCAUGGCGCACGCCGCACGGGUGAAAGCUUCAAUUUUUCUGUUUGUUCAAUCUUCACUCCCUGUCCCUACCCGACCCUUCCUCUUAUCAAUUUCUCUUCUUUUCUUCUUUUUCUUUUGUGUCUUCUGAUGUUUGGAACUGGGAGGUUUUUUGAAAUUUCUUCCCUCUUGUCUCACCUUCUGACUGUUUAGGUUGCCGUCUCUCCCUCUGCUUGCCUCUCACUCGCUCAUUUACGUUGUUUUCUCAAACGCUGUCGUUUUCGGCUGUCAUCAUCUUCUACCUAUUGAGGGCUCCAUGGUAUUGGUAGCCAACUAUAACUCUCUGACACUGUAAUCGCUUGAUAUCUUUCACUUAUCUUAUCCAAAAAUAAACCCUGAAAAAUAAUUGAACAAGAAGCAUGAUGCAAUCUCUUCGUUACGUGGCUCGCUUUUUUCAGCAAAAGCAGUGAGAUUUCUUUCCAGGGUAUGUUGCAUUUUUUUUCCUUUUGCUCCGGGAUUACGAAUUGUUGUUGAUUCUGUUCAUGAACCUUGGUAUAUGAUAUUCUAGGCUCUUUCAUGCUUGUUUUGUCUUUUCAUUUGUUUCUCUGUGAUAAAAGAGAAAGAAGGCCAUGGCAUUUUUGGUAAAGCCAUUCCCUGGCCAAACCUACUAUAAACCCUUCACUUUCAUUCCUAAACAAGUUAAUAAUCUUCCAUUACUAAAAUUAAGAGUUGGAAUUCCAAUUCCGAAACCAAAGCUGUUGUUUCCUAGAAGAAACUGUACAAAUUUGGGUAAAUAUACUAGCAUUGGUACUAGGAAUGCUGUUAAUGAUGAUCAACUGGAAGAAUGGGAAUUAGAGUUUGUUGGAGAGCUUGAUCCAGUUGGUUGGCAAGCACCCAAGAAGAGAAAAAAGCAAGAGAAAUCUAGGUUGCUCGAGGAUACUGAGGGGAUGGAUUGGUGUUUAAGGGCUAGGAAAAUGGCACUCAAAUCUAUUGAAGCUAGGGGACUGACUCAUACAGCUGAGGAUUUAAUAACAAUAAAAAAGAAGAAGAAAAAGAACAAGAAAAGAUUCACAGGUAAAGAUAAGAUUAAUAAGCAAAGCAAGGAGAUUGAAGAAGAUGUUGAUUUUGGUUUCAAAGAAGAGAUUGGCUUGGAAGGUUUGGAUGACAGAAUUGAUGAUAGUACGCAUGGACUUCAAGAGAAGGUAAGUAUGAUGGCAGGUGGGUUGUUUUUAGAGAAGAAGGAAAAGGCAAUGCAAGCGUUUGUUCAGAAGCUAGCCCAAUUCUCUGGGCCAUCUGAUCAUAAGAAAGAAGUUAAUUUGAACAAAGCUAUAAUACAAGCACAUACUGCAGAAGAAGUGUUGGAGAUUACAGCCGAGAUGAUUAUGGCAGUUGGGAAAGGUCUGAGCCCUUCACCUCUUUCCCCAUUAAAUAUUGCCACAGCACUUCAUAGAAUUGCUAAGAAUAUGGAGAAAGUAUCAAUGAUGAAUACCCGCAGGUUGGCAUUUGCUCGACAAAGAGAGAUGUCAAUGCUUAUAGGUCUUGCAAUGACAGCUCUGCCGGAGUGCUCAGCUCAAGGUAUUUCAAAUAUUUCAUGGGCGCUGUCCAAGAUUGGAGGGGACCUACUUUUCUUGUCAGAAAUGGAUAGGGUUGCAGAGGUGGCCUUGACCAAAGUUAAGGAGUUCAAUUCUCAGAAUGUUGCUAACAUUGCUGGUGCUUUUGCUACAAUGCGGCAUUCUGCCCCUGAUCUCUUUGUAGAGUUAGCAGAAAGGGCAUCAGACAUAAUUCACUCUUUUCAAGAACAGGAGCUUACUCAGCUGUUGUGGGCUUUUGCUUCUCUAUAUGAGCCUGCGGACACUUUUCUUCAAGCUAUGGAUACCAUUUUCAAGAACACUGACCAAUUUAAAUGCUGCUUAAGUCAUGAAAAAACUAACAGUGAUGAAGAGAGCCAUGUGGAAAGCAGUAGAAAUCUUAAAUUUGGAGAAGUUUCAGAUCCUCCUGUACUCAGCUUAAACAGGGAUCAGCUUGGUAACAUAGCUUGGUCGUAUGCUGUCCUUGGGCAGGUGAAUCGGAUAUUCUUUCCUCAUGUGUGGAAAACUUUGAGCAGUUUUGAGGAGCAAAGAAUUUCAGAACAGCAUAGAGGGGAUAUUAUGUUUGCUUCUCAGGUUCAUCUGGUGAAUCAGUGCUUAAAGCUAGAGUACCCACAUCUUCAGCUAUCUCUGAGGGGUGACCUUGAGGAGAAAAUUGUUCAUGCUGGAAAAACUAAGAGGUUUAAUCAAAGGACUACCUCAUCUUUUCAGAAGGAGGUUGCUCACCUUCUUAUCAGUACUGGCCUUGAUUGGGUUAGAGAAUACUCUUUAGAUGGGUAUACUGUGGAUGCUGUUCUGAUUGAUAAAAAAGUUGCUUUGGAGAUUGAUGGACCAACACAUUUCUCAAGGAAUAGUGGAACACCUUUAGGGCAUACCAUGUUGAAGCGCCGCCAUAUUGCUGCUUCUGGUUGGAAGGUUGUAUCAUUGUCACAUCAAGAGUGGGAGGAACUUGAAGGGGAUGAGGAGCAGCUAGAGUAUCUAAGGACAAUUCUGAAAGAUCACCUUGGGUGAAGAGGCAGCAAUGGAUGCAUGAGGAGCUAGAAUGGGUAUGGCUAGAAGAAUGAGGAAUUGAGUUCAAUAUAUGUUGGGGAAGGAUAUACUUGAAGAGUUGCAGCGGUGAGACUAAAAUGAAUAAGUUGGGCAAAAAAUGGUGGUGGUGGUGGUGAGGCCAGGUAGGGUGAGAAGAGAAGAUGACCAUCAAAGACAUUAAGCUAAAAGUGUAUGAAUACAAUGAGUAGAGCGUAAUAAUCGUAUUGGGUAUUGGCUAUUGUUGAAUACAUACCAUGACCAUGAUCAAGACCAUGACCAUUACCAUUACCAUUACCAUUACCACUACCACUACCACUACCAUUACCACUAUUGUUAUUAUUAUUUGGUUUGUAAAUGUAAUAUUUGAGAAAAGUGAGGUUAGUUUUCUAAAUUAGGACAAAGAUGUAAAGUAGCUCAUGAAAACUAAAUUUAUAUUUGAAUUAAUCUGUCAACAAGGACUAUCUGUGGCUGUGAAGGAAUUCUAUGGUUGGUGUA